AUGGCCUACUCGAACAACGUUGGCGACAUUGUGCAUCUGAAUGUUGGUGGUACUAGAUUUUCCACCUCCCGGCAAACCCUAACAUGGGUUCCCGAUACAUUCUUUACCUCGCUGCUGAAUGGGCGCAUAUCGAGCUUACGAGAUGAAACGGACGCUAUUUUUAUCGACCGUGAUCCGAAGCUCUUCAGCUUAGUACUGAACUACCUGCGGACGAAGGAAAUUGACAUCAAGUCGGUCGACAUCCGUGUGCUGCGCCAUGAGGCCGAAUUUUACAACAUUGCUCCACUAAUUAAGAGGCUUAUGCUGUGCGAAGAGAUGGACCAAUCCAGCUGUGGCGAUGUGCUGUUUUACGGUUAUCUUCCCGCACCAAAUAUUCCGAUACAAGAAAUUCCAAUCGGAUCGUCGGGUUCGUCAGGCAGUUCGAAAAGCACCGGUACUACGACGACAGGUUCGUAUAAUUCUGCUAGCUCCUCUACACAGAACAAAUCGGAACCCGUACCGGGUCCUUCGAACAGCCAGCAAAGGCAGCAACAGUCGAUUCCGUUGGCAAAUUUGGCGAUCUCCGCCGCCCCGCAACAUAAUCCUGCAGCGUCUGCCACCGCUCCCGUUGGACUGUGUCAAAUUAAUGCUCGCCCCGGAUCGAUGGUACGUGUGCCGGAACUUUCGCAGGGUGCAGCACCAGGUCCUUCCGGAAGCAGCAGUAGCGGUGGGGGUAGUGCCGUUCCGGGUAGCGCAACUGGAACAGCAGCUGGUGGUAGUGUCGGCGGUGUAAACGGGGCCACAUCAUCAGCCGGAGGAGGUAGCGGCGGCGGCAGUAACUCAUCCCGACACGCUGGCCACUCGCGUAACUCAUCGUGGGAUUUGCGUGUAUCGUACAGUGGUAAUAGCAAUCGUGGCAAUUCCCAGUGGAUGCCGGGCCACUCGCGUACUGCCUCCCUCGACAUGAUGCGUCACUCGCGGAACUCGUCCGUCGAUCUGAACAAAUAUAUACGCAAUGAGGUCGGCUUACUGUUUGGACCGGGUACAACCGGUACCGGGUGGGCCGAUCCGAUGCGGGUGCAAAUCAUUAAGGCACACCACAACUGGAUUUCGGUUGCGUACGCCCACUUCGUCACGUGCUACCGGCUGAAGGAUUAUUCCGGCUGGCAACAGAUCUUCAUUUCGCCGUACAUCGAAACGACGAUCGAGCGGAUCGCGAUCAAUGCGAAGAUGAGUUUGGCAACGUCCGCGGGCGAACAGUCGCACAGCAAGAUGGUAGCAAUCUCGUACGGCAGUCAGAUCCGACUGUGGGGAAUCUCGGAGGAUGGUAGUAAGGCGGAGGUCGGCACGUUUAACUUGCACGUGCGCGUCGAGUAUCUGUUCUUCAUCGGCAGCCAGCUGGUAGCACUGUCGUCAUCGGGGAAGAUUGGCGUUUGGCAUGCGAUGACACAGCACUGGCAGAUACAGGAUCUCGUCCCGAUACUAUCCUUCGAUACGGCCGGUUCGUUCCUGCUGUUGGGAUGUAACAAUGGUUCGAUCUACUACAUUGAUAUGCAGAAAUUUCCACUACGCAUGAAGGACAAUGAUUUGCUGGUGACGGAACUGUACAAGGAUCCUUCGAAUGAUCACAUUACCGCUAUAUCGGUGUACCUAACGCCGAAAACGACAACCGCGGAUCGUGUGAAGGAAGGCCUUUCGGGAAAUUGGAUCGAAAUUGCGUACGGUACCCGGUCCGGUUCGGUUCGCGUUAUUGUACAGCACCCGGAAACGGUCGGACAUGGGCCGCAGCUGUUUCAAACGUUCACCGUCCAUCAGAGUCCGGUGACGAAGGUGACCCUAUCGGAGAAGUUUCUUAUUUCCGUAUGCAGCGAGUAUAAUCACGUGCGUACGUGGCAGGUGCCACGGUUUCGUGGUAUGAUCUCCACCCAGCCCGAAUCAACGCCGGAAGCAUCGUUCAAGAUCGUUUCGCUUGAGGCUGUGGAUUCAACGUUUAGUUACUCGGCUGGAAAUGAUUUUGGCCCGUUCGGUGAGCAGGACGAAGAGCAGAUAUUCGUGCAGAAGGUUGUCCCCGAUACGGAUCAACUGUACGUUCGGCUCGCUUCGAACGGUGAGCGCAUCUGCUUGAUACGAUCCGUCGACGGUACGACGAUCACCUCGUUCUGUGAGCACGAAUGUGAAGUAUCACGCAUGGGAUCGAGACCGCGUCGUUUCAUUCUGUCUGGCCACUGUAACGGUGCGAUUCAGAUGUGGGAUCUUACGACGGCGCUGGAGAUAUCGAAAAAGAAAGAUCAACCGAAGCGUACCGUUGGAGGUCCGACGGCCGAUGAGUUGAUCCGGGAGCUGGAUCAGUGUGAUCUUAGUAAUAGCCACUGCUCGACCCCGUGCAUGUCACCCUGUCCUUCGGCAUUCUCGGGCAGUAUAAACGAACCGAACGCGAUGGGACGGUUGAAACCAUUCAAUGUGGCAUUUUUGAAUCAAUCAGCUGCAGCAGCGAUGGGACUCGGUGGUGGUGGUGGUCCACAGCCAGUACUAGCGCAGGGUUCAGGGGGAGUACCAGCGCUAGGAGCAGUGGGCGGUUUGGUCGCGCCGUUGCAACCCCCCGUACCGCCGGCCGCCCAUCAACAAGCUCAUCAACCAAACUGAUCUCUACUCCGCCGGCAGAGGGACAUUUGAGAAUGGUUCCUGUGUUGUUAUCUCGAGGUGGAAUU
Molecule: messenger RNA, 2687 nt
Organism: Anopheles maculipalpis
Lineage: Eukaryota; Metazoa; Arthropoda; Insecta; Diptera; Culicidae
Product: SH3KBP1-binding protein 1
Exons: 7
Coding region: 1-2622 (873 amino acids)
Biological process (GO): protein homooligomerization
Molecular function (GO): protein binding
Source: RefSeq, a predicted model, not a curated record